Molecule: messenger RNA, 1657 nt
Organism: Haliotis rufescens (red abalone)
Lineage: Eukaryota; Metazoa; Mollusca; Gastropoda; Lepetellida; Haliotidae
Product: N-acetylglucosamine-6-sulfatase-like
Exons: 12
Coding region: 69-1580 (503 amino acids)
Biological process (GO): glycosaminoglycan metabolic process
Molecular function (GO): N-acetylglucosamine-6-sulfatase activity; glycosaminoglycan binding
Source: RefSeq, a predicted model, not a curated record
UUACAAUAAACUAGAUCACAUCUGGGUCGUUUUUUGGACAGGCAGAUUUCCCAGCAAAACUUGCAACAAUGAAACUAACUGCAGCUAUAUUUCUGCUUCUUGUGGUAUCCGUGUAUUGCUCAGCUCAAACUCCAAAUAUCGUGUUUAUCCUGACGGAUGAUCUAGACACCGAGAUUGGUGGCAUGACACCACUCGAGAAAACAAAACGACUCAUCGGUGAUAAUGGUAUCACUUUCCUAAAUAUGUUUGUCACAACACCGAUUUGCUGCCCAAGCCGUGCCAGUAUUUUCACGGGGAAGUAUCAGCAUAAUCACCGGACGUUGAACAACACAGUCGAUGGCGGCUGCAGCAACACUGCUUGGCAGCAGACAGAAGAACAUAAGGCGUUUCCGUUUCAUCUCCAGACACAAGGAUAUGAUACAUUCUUUGCUGGGAAAUAUCUCAAUCAGUAUGGCAUGGAUACAGUAGGGGGUGUCGGACACGUCCCCCCAGGUUGGAGCUCCUGGGUCGGGCUGGUGGGCAACUCGGUGUAUUACAACUACACACUUUCUGUCAAUGGAACAGCAGAAACCCAUGGUCAUGACUAUACCAGUGAUUAUUUAACAGACGUCAUUCAUAAACGCGCCAAGGAGUUCCUGGGAGACAAGACAAAUGACAGUUCCCCGUUCUUCAUGAUGCUGUCCACUCCCGCCUGCCAUGACCCCUGGGAGCCGGCUCCACAGUAUGAGAGCAACUUCCCAGACAUACAGGCUCCACGGUUUGGAUCCUUCAAUACUCACGGAAAGGGAAAGCACUGGCUUAUUCAGCAAGCUAUAACGCCCAUGGACAACGACACUAUCGCCUUUGUUGAUGACGUGUACAGAAGAAGAUGGCGGACACUCCUCUCGGUUGAUGACAUGGUGGAAGAUUUAGUGAACACGCUGGAAGCUAAAGGACUCCUCGCUAACACCUUUAUCUUCUUCUCCUCCGACAACGGCUACCACACAGGUCAGUUCUCGAUGCCGACUGACAAACGUCUCCUGUACGAGUUCGAUGUCCGAGUUCCCUUGUUGGUUCGAGGCCCCGGAGUUGCAGCAGGGUCAAAGAACGAGGAAAACGUCCUCAACAUAGACUUUGGCCCGACAUUUGUGGAGUUGGCAGGUGGUCAUGUUCCAGACACUAUGGAUGGGAAGUCUUUGGCGUCGGUGUUGCACAACACCAGGGAUGAUUCGGUGCCGUUCAGGACGGAGUUUCUCACUGAGUACCAAGGGGAGACCAACACCAAUAUAUUCUCCUGCUCGCAGUGGGAGAACCAAGGAAUGGCGUACUGUCCCGUGUGGGCCCAUUGCGUCUGUGAAGACUCCUGGAACAACACCUACACGUGCAUCAGACGGAGUGACGGAGAACAGAAUAUGAAAUUCUGCCAGUUCGCCGAUAGUGAGAGUUUUGAGGAGAUGUAUGAUCUGAGCCGCGACCACUAUGAGCUGAUGAACAUCGCAAAGUCUCACCCCGAGGAGAGAUCCCAGCUUCUGGAUGCCAUGUCUCGCCUCGUGGCUUGCAAUGGCGCCUCAUGCCGUUCUCCGCAAGCAAAUCUCAGUUGAAUUGUGUGGGAUCUGUUGAGGUGUAUCCAUAAUGUAAUGAACAUUUUGUGAAUGAAUAAAGAACGAACAAACUGGUA